AUAUAAAAUAAGUUAUACGCAUUCCAUAUAAUUUUAAUAAAAUUAAAUAUACAUUAAAAUUGUAUUAAUUAUAUUAAAAUAUGAGCUCAAGUGGUGACUCGCAACAAUUGAUAAAUGAAUUUAUGCUACGUGAAGAUGAGGACUUGUCAGGAGAUGAUUCUGACAACAAACAGAGUGGCUCAAGUUUUAUGUUAAGGGAGCAGGAUCGUUUUCUGCCUAUAUGUAAUAUAAUAAAAAUAAUGAAAGUUCCGGUACCAGAAAAUGGUAAAAUUGCGAAAGACGCCCGUGAAUGCAUACAAGAAUGUGUUUCGGAAUUUAUUUCAUUUAUAACAUCAGAGGCUAUUGAACGAAGUAUAGCAGAGAAUCGGAAAACUGUGAAUGGAGAUGAUUUAUUGUAUGCAUUUGCCAAUCUAGGAUUUGAUAAUUAUGUUACUCCGUUAUCAGAAUACUUGCACAAAUUUCGAGAGUCAACGAAAUCUGAUCGUAACCUAUAUCACAAUGAAACUAUACUUCAAGAUGAUUCCUCGAGUGAGAUUCCAACGAAUGGAAGCAACAAUAACAACAACAACAAUAAUACCAACAACGACAGCAGUCAAACCGUUAGUGGAGUUGUUUAUACAACAUUACCAACAGUAACCAGCAAUGCAGCGGCUAUAACUGACAGCCAUGUAACCAGCAUGCAAGCAUGCGCAACGAGCUCCACCAGUUACAAUCCACAACAUAUGCACAGUAGUGGAACGACUAUUCAAGUUACACAAACUCAAAGCAUAACCAUAACGCCAACGACAACAAUGACCGUCGCUGGUCCAACAACGAACAGUGUGGACAAUGCAGCCAUGACGUUACGUCGCUCUGCAAGACUCUCAACACGUCCGCAAAUGUCCCAUUUGACAACAUUGAAUAACGAUGUGGCAAGUGCUGUUAAUGCCGAGUUGCUGACACCAGAAACACAUAUGGUAUUCUUUGAUGCUGACAAUAUACCAACUCAUAUUAUCCCAACACACCAGCAACAAACACAGCAGCAGCAGCAACAGCAACACCAGCUGCUGUCAAAUACUAGCAACAAUUUCAUGCAUAUUUAGAGGAACUCAACAAUUGUGCAAGUUAAAGUAUUUAGAUUUAUUUAUAAAAGUAAUAUUUAUUGUUAUAAAUAACAGUUUUAUAUUAGUGGGAACUGUAUGUAUAUUAUAACUUAUUGUUUGUAGAUAUAUUUUAGUUAAUUUUUUUUCAACGUAUAUAGUUUGUUAAUUGAGUCUUUUUAUAAGAUUUCGGUUGAGGUAACUGUUUUAAGGGUGCACCAUUGAAGCUUUAAUGCAAAUAGUCAGGAGAUUGUAACAAAUGACUGCAGUAGUAGUUACUUAGACAAGGGAGUAGAGAAGUUUGUAAUGCAUAUACAAACAACAGAAAAAAUGCUUUGAUUUCUGGUAAAUAUCUUUACAAUACUUAAGAAUUUGAAUUUGGAAAAAAGUAACAGUAUUGUAUUAUUAGC
Molecule: messenger RNA, 1489 nt
Organism: Teleopsis dalmanni
Lineage: Eukaryota; Metazoa; Arthropoda; Insecta; Diptera; Diopsidae
Product: nuclear transcription factor Y subunit beta-like
Exons: 4
Coding region: 81-1082 (333 amino acids)
Biological process (GO): regulation of transcription by RNA polymerase II
Cellular component (GO): CCAAT-binding factor complex
Molecular function (GO): protein heterodimerization activity; DNA-binding transcription activator activity, RNA polymerase II-specific; RNA polymerase II cis-regulatory region sequence-specific DNA binding
Source: RefSeq, a predicted model, not a curated record